UGAGAGCGGCGGUUGUUGCAGGGCCGGGAGGCGGCGUUGCCACAGCAGCGGCGGUCGGAGCGGAGCCGGAGCCGCAGCCCGAGCCAGAGCCAGCGGUCGGGGCGCGCCAUGGAGGGGCUGGAAGGUGAGGUUGCAGUGCAAACUGGAGAUCUGCUGCCAUGUAAGAUUUGUGGAAGGACUUUCUUUCCAGCAGCACUGAAAAAGCAUGGACCCAUUUGCCAAAAAACUUCUGCCAAGAAAAGGAAGACAUUCGAUUCCAGCCGACAGAGAGCAGAAGGAACUGACAUUCCCACAGUAAAACCUCUUAAGCCACGGCCAGAACCACCCAAAAAACCUUCCAACUGGCGACGAAAGCAUGAAGAAUUUAUAGCAACUAUAAGAGCAGCCAAAGGACUUAAUCUUAAAGAUGGUGGAAAACUCCCUCCACCACCUCCACCAUCAUAUGACCCUGAUUACAUUCAGUGUCCAUAUUGUCAGAGGAGAUUUAAUGAAAAUGCAGCUGACAGACACAUCAAUUUCUGUAAGGAGCAAGCUGCACGUAUUACUAAUAAGGGGAAAUUGGCAGCUGAUACCAAAGGGAAGCUUCCUACUCGAACACAGUACAAACCUGCUGCUGUUAAGAAGAUGCCUUCUGUAGGAUCAACACCAUCACCAUCGUCACGCUUACCACAGCCGAGUGGCAUUAGCAAAACUGUUGUAGGUUCCUCUUCAAGUAAAGCACUGCCUUCAUCUGGAUCCAGUGGAAGUAAAAUUCAGACGUUAUCACCAGCUCAUAAAAACUCACUGGGAAUGGUGAACCCACAGGCAGGUAUGGUGGACAAGUUAGGCUCACCACUGCGAACUGGAAGAGAUGUGCAAAGGUUUUAUGAUGCUGGUACAAAACCAGACAGUAACAAGAAAAGAUCAAAUGAGUUCUUGCCAAUAAAGGAAGGCACAGCAAAAGCCCGGACAUCAACUCCUCCUAGUGUGGCAAGAACCAUGAGCACGGGUGCUUUACCAAACAAAAGAAAAACUAGCAAUUCAGACACUUACUUAAGGUCUGACGGUAAAAUUGGGUGUGACAGUGGAGACUGUGCAUCCUCAGUCAAUGGAGGAAGUUCAAAAAGCAGCGAAAGAAUUUCACCUGUACACUUAUCAAAGUUCUGCCAUGAAUGUGGAACAAGGUAUCCAGUGGAGUGGGCAAAGUUUUGCUGUGAGUGUGGAAUUCGAAGAAUGGUUGUGUGAACCUAUCCUUAAAAGCAAAAAGAAAAUGAGAAAUUGGAAGUAUCUGCUAUGUACUGUUGCAUGGAAAGCUAGAGCACUCCAGCCAGUUUGACUUCAUGCUGCAAACAUGUCUAAACAUCAUUUUGUAAUUUUCUGAGUGCAAUCUUCUGGUUACACAGUUAUUUAUAAAUGAAUAUAUAUACUGUAUAUAAAAAUAGUAGCUACUAAGACUGUGCCAUUCAAGGAAAUACUCUUUACUCUCUGUUGAAAAUCUUUAAAAUUAAGGUAAAAAUGUGUUAAGUAAUCUAGGUAGCAGAAGUGGUUCAAUGUUAUUUUUUUUUGUAAAGCCAACUAGACGAAGGAUUUUUAUAAAUCACAUAUGCAGGGUAAUACUUACCCAUAGGGAACUAGCCAUGAAGAACUUGGGUUUCAGAGGUUUCUCUGUGGAGGUAUUUCCUUCAUUGAUGACAGUAACUUAGAUGCUGUGUUCUAAGUGAAAACAACAUGAGCGACUCCUUAUAAAUUCCCAGUUAAUAGUGUAAAAAAUCUGGAUCUUCAAACUCUCUAACAGUAAUAUCCUAAUUGGACUUUCCAGUUACUUCCUAGGACUUUUUAAAGAAACAAAGUGAAAAGACUACCUGAGAAUUUUCUUUGCAUGUAAGAAGAAAGGCAAGAUUUGGCUUUUCCUGUUCUGUUUUUCAAGAAGAACAUGUUAAUAUUUUUAUCUAUUUAUAAGGGCAAAUAUCUUCAUUUUAUUAAGUUCCUUUUGUUCAGAAAUACUUGUCUUCCUCCUCCUGUGCUCCACUACGACUGGCAUAUCUAAAAGUGUCGUGCUUCGUGUCUUUGUCUUGUUUCCAAAGGUCCUGCUCAUUUUUCUUCUCUUCCCUCAUUUCCUGAAGGAAAGAUGAAGUCUAUGUUUAUCCUCCUAAAUGUUGAACUGUUAUUUUGAAAACAGCCUUCUUGAUGUAUCCAAUACCAAAAAAAAAUAGUUCCAUAAAAAUGUAUGUUAUUAUAGCAGUAAAACUUGAUGUAAAUAGUGACUAUUUUUAUUCUUAUUCCUGUGAAAAUAGCACAGCUUACAUAUGAGUGCAUAGUGGAGUAGCUGUGCUUCAUAGCUUUAUGUGUCAAUACCUGACAUGGGUUUUACUGCAAUUUUGUGUAUUCUUGGGCUCGGAACAGCAGCCUCUUGAAAUUAGUAACAGACUUCACAUUAAUUCUUGUGGAAGAAGGGUCAGACCUUGAAAGUUCUUGGGUUCACAAGCCGAAUCAUUUACCUUGUAUCUUAAUGUAGUAAUUUGUUUUGUGAAGUUUUGCUUUGAAGUACUUGCACCAUCUUCAUAAUGCGUAAAAGAACAAUCUGAAACAACUCAACUGUGCCUUUCCUGCAGUAAAUACACUCUU
Messenger RNA from Neopelma chrysocephalum (saffron-crested tyrant-manakin), 2604 nucleotides. It is a transcript of the gene ZC2HC1A, whose product is annotated as zinc finger C2HC-type containing 1A. The transcript is spliced from 10 exons. The record is from RefSeq and is a predicted model, not a curated record. Bases 109 to 1224 code for a protein of 371 amino acids. NCBI's taxonomy places the organism in Eukaryota, Metazoa, Chordata, Aves, Passeriformes, Pipridae.